Molecule: messenger RNA, 1161 nt
Organism: Ceratitis capitata (Mediterranean fruit fly)
Lineage: Eukaryota; Metazoa; Arthropoda; Insecta; Diptera; Tephritidae
Product: NADH-cytochrome b5 reductase-like
Exons: 1
Coding region: 177-1145 (322 amino acids)
Molecular function (GO): oxidoreductase activity
Source: RefSeq, a predicted model, not a curated record
GAAUUUUACUAAACCGGGUUUGGUUGAUAAAAAAAAUAAUUUUUGCGCCAAGGGAGCCCAAUUCCGAAAUUUCGUUACUGGAUAAUUAUUAUUAGAAUCUCUCACCGAACAGAGGUGCAUAUUUCGAUACGCUAAUUCUUACUAACAUUCCUCAACGAACAUAGCUUAUCGUGAUAAUGGACCAAACAGCUGUGGUCAGUGAAAGUGAUUGCUGUGGUAAUGGUUGUGCAAAUUGUGUACUAGAUGUGGGAUUACCGAAGUCGACAGGAGAAAUUCUAACCGGCAAACAAAAUGUCAUUGCAACUUAUCAAAAAUUUCGUUUAUUUAGCAAAACUCGACAUAAUCCGAAGGGAACAGAUAUAGGUAAUAACUCAGAAGAUUUAUCGGAAGUAUUUGAGCUUUAUUUUGGUGUUACUGACCUGAUAACCAAUAGUAAUGAUUAUGUCUUGGCAAUACCCGCUGGUUAUCAUGUAAUGAUGCGCACUUAUAUGUCAACAGGCCAUGUUUGCCUGAGGCCAUAUUCACCGUUUUGGGUUGAUGGGCUAGCGAUGGAAUUUAAAAUUCUUGUAAAUCUUACACCAGGUGGUUAUAUGUCCCAAUACAUAAAAGACCUUCAGGUCGGUGACCACGUGGAAUUUCGAGGUCCUAUAGGUUCUUUGGAAUAUAUCAGCACUGAAAAAGAACGUUGUGUCUUCAUUAUAUCACAAGGUGUAGCUAUUGCAGCAACAAUUCGUAUAGUAAAAAAUAUCCUGAAUGAUGAAGAGGAUUUAAGUCGAGUAUACCAAGUAGCAUGCUAUAAAGAUAUAGAACAUACAUAUUUCCGAUAUCUGUUACGUGAUUUCAACAAGUACUGGAACUAUGAAAGUCAUAUAUACCUUGCACAUCAGAAAUGUUCAUCAGAUAUGUGUAAAACGGACGAAUGUACGGGAAAAUGUGAUUGGUUUUUGAAAAAGUUAUGGUACAAAGAAAAAGCAUGUUUGGAACGCUUUUCUGAGGCACAUUUAGUUGACAUAUGUGCAAAAGUCAACAGUUACUCAAAAUUUGUGUUCAUAAUUGCAGGCUCCAAAAAGUUUCAAGAUUUUAUUACAGAAAUAGUAAACAAAUUAAAUAAUGAAAUUAAGCAAUCAAAUAUUUUUUUAUUAUAAUAAUUAUAGGUGGAAU